Sclerotinia borealis F-4128 is the source of this 468-nucleotide messenger RNA. NCBI's taxonomy places the organism in Eukaryota, Fungi, Ascomycota, Leotiomycetes, Helotiales, Sclerotiniaceae. The record is from the annotation of a GenBank genome assembly.
AUGUCUACGACUUCUUCUCCUCGUGAACACAAGAAGAACACAGCCAAAUACGAAGCUCCUCCCGAACAGAAGGAGAACGUCGUAGCGGAUGACUUUAACCAGCAUUAUUAUCAAGGCUUGACUGAGGCUAGACCUCAGUUCACGGAGCCCGGUCAUAAGGGGUAUUAUGAAGAAGGUCCGAAGAAGGGCAUGUAUAAGCUUCCUGAUGAAUAUAAGGGAGCUCUUCCACGAAAUCAGGAAGAUUUCGAACAGAGGGUGGAAAAGGGGGGAGAAAAAAGUACUAAACAGGCAGAGGAAGAGCAGAUAGUAGGAGAGUCUGAGACGAUACUUGACGUCCCUGAUGUCCAUGAUGAAAGCAGGGAGUUUGCAAUUAAAAGCGCAGAUGCUGAGAGAACUAUCGAAUAUGGUAUAAAGGCUAAGGCUGCAUGGAAGAAGAGGUCGCGUUAUUGUAAGGAUGAUGAGGCAUGA